Oryzias melastigma (Indian medaka) is the source of this 609-nucleotide messenger RNA. It is a transcript of the gene s100w, whose product is annotated as S100 calcium binding protein W. The coding region runs from base 180 to 509 and encodes 109 amino acids. The transcript has 3 exons. The record is from RefSeq and is a predicted model, not a curated record. Gene Ontology annotation, molecular function: transition metal ion binding; calcium ion binding. Lineage: Eukaryota; Metazoa; Chordata; Actinopteri; Beloniformes; Adrianichthyidae.
UCAGUGGCAUGAAUCACUGCUGGUGUGUGUGUGCGCGUGUGUGGCUGAUCCAGGAGCGUGCCCCGCGGUGAUGGUUUAAGAGGGGGGCUUUCAUCGCUGCAACAGGAGUCUCCACGGGGAUUGAGCCGCUGAGACAAAGGUGAUCUUUAUUUUCACCUGAGGAGCUCUUAGCUGCAGCCAUGCCACGUCUGGAUGGAGCUAUUACCAACAUCGUGGAUGUUUUUAUGGAUUACGCUGACGAUGGCGGCAAAAAACGACAGUUAAACAAAGAGGAGCUGAAAAAACUGUUUGAGCAAGAGAUUGAAUGCCCUGAGCUAAAGGACAAAAUAAGUGCAGAAGACAUUGAGGAAGCCAUGAAGAUGCUGGACAAAAACCAUGAUGGUGAGGUGAACUUUCGCGAGUUUUGUCGUUGUGUGUGUGUCCUCGCCACAGGCUACUACCACAAGAAAAUAGGCAAGGGCGGCAAAAAGGGCAAGAGCAAACAAGAAGGAGAUGAACAAGACGGCUGAGCAAGCGCCUGUAAAUAAACACACAAAGAUGUAUUGUUGCUACACAGGAAUGUACCUUUGGUUUUAUGGAAGAUUAAAUUAAAUCUAUGACGGAUCAAUG